GACUUCGAUCAUCUCCCAUGGUACCGCAAGCCCUCGAUCUACUUCGUCCUGGCCCCCUUCUUUGUCAUGACCCUGGCGUUUGGUGCCAUUAUAUCCCCCAGGAUCAAUCUCAUUCUCAACCUUGUCUGUCGCGAGUACAUGUCCGAGCAGCAGUCCAAGAACCCUGCACACAGUUUCCUGCCCAUCUUGUUCGACGGCGAGAACCCCCAGUGCAGGUCCCCGGAAGUCCAAGCGAGGGUCGCCCAAUUCACUCUGUACGGUAACCUGAUAGCUGGACUUCUAUCGGCCAUCACCAGUCCCAAGCUGGGCGCCCUUUCAGAUCGCUUUGGCCGUACCAAGAUUCUCGCUUUGACAAGUAUGGGCAUCAUUGCAGGAGACGCCCUGAUCAUCAUUGCGGCCACCAAGCCUGAGACAUUCCCUGUCAACUGGAUUCUCGUUGGAUAUGCUCUUGAUGGUCUUUCUGGCUCCUUCAUUGCUGCUAUGGCAAUCGCCAAUGCCUAUGCUACUGACUGCACUCCUCCAGCACGCCGCAACAUCUCCUUUGGUUAUCUCCAUGGCUGUCUCUUUACCGGCAUCGCCCUGGGUCCCAUCUUGGGAGGACUGAUCGUCAAGGCCACAGGAAAAAUCUUGUCUAUCUUCUAUGCUUCGCUUGCCGUUCACGCCGCUUUCAUCCUUUUCAUCGCCUUCUGCGUCCCUGAAUCUCUUUCCAAGCGACGCCAGCAAGCUGCUCAGGAGAAGCACCAAGAAGACAAGGCUCAAAGGGGCUCAUCCGACUGGAUCGAUCGAGUCCGAGCCGUCAACAUCCUGGAGCCGCUCAAGAUUCUGUGGCCCACUGGCGAGGGUUCCUCACCUGCACUCAGGCGCAAUCUUGUUCUACUGGCUGCUGUCGACACUAUCCUGUUCGGUGUCGCAAUGGGAAGCAUGACCAUCAUCGUCAUUUACGCUCGCUACCAGUUCAACUGGGAGUCUUUCGAGUCUGGGAUCUUCCUUUCUAUUGUAAACACUUGCCGAGUUCUGUGUCUCAUUGUUGUCUUACCACUUGUCACCCGGUAUGUUCGUGGCAAGGCAAGCGAGACCAAGCAGCGUAGCUCGGGCAGUGACAAUUUUGAUCUUGUUGUCGUCCGAGUCGCAGUCUUCUUCGACACUCUGGGAUACCUCGGAUACACUCUGGCUCGUACCGGUCCGCUCAUGAUUCUCUCUGGUAGCAUAGCAAGCAUCGGAGGGAUAGGCUCGCCUACACUUCAAUCGGCCCUGACCAAGCAUGUACCGCACGAGAAGACCGGUCAGCUGCUGGGUGCGUCUGGACUCUUGCACGCCUUGGCCCGAGUUAUUGCUCCCACCAUUUUCAACGCCAUAUACUCGGUGACUGUGGGAAAGUUCACGCAGACCGUGUUCGUCUGCCUCACUGCCACCUUUGCUUUGGCCUUUGUCCUCAGUUUCUUCAUCCGACCG
Messenger RNA from Aureobasidium namibiae CBS 147.97, 1452 nucleotides. Its product is annotated as putative tetracycline-efflux transporter. Gene Ontology annotation, molecular function: transmembrane transporter activity. The transcript has a single exon. Gene Ontology annotation, biological process: transmembrane transport. NCBI's taxonomy places the organism in Eukaryota, Fungi, Ascomycota, Dothideomycetes, Dothideales, Saccotheciaceae. The annotation marks the transcript as partial. Gene Ontology annotation, cellular component: membrane. The record is from RefSeq and is a predicted model, not a curated record.